AUGGACACGUAUAAUUUCGAUGAGGACCUCAUCGAGGUGCCAAAAGGAUCCCACGAACCCGCAGACGACCGCGAGGUUAUAGAGUGUCUCUGGUGGACGCGGAGCGACUGGGAGAAACAGCGCUGGCGCUUUUCGCAACCAGCUUGGAAGGCACAGAGUCCCUUGCCGGAGAUUCGAACCCUUUAUGGGACGAUUCGGUCAGCGUCGUUCCAUCAACGGAGCCAGACAGACUUUCAUUGUUUGGCGGUCGCAGAUACGCGCGCCAGAGCUGGAGGACGAACCAGCACCGUUCGGAGUCGAAGGGACCUGGAGUCCGAAUUUGAGGAUGACGAGGAUAGACCUAUUCAACUGCUGGCUCAUGAGAGCGACGCAGGUGAGGCCAGGAAGUCGAAAGCGUCGCCAGACUCGAGACGCGCGUCGACGUCUGGGACAGAGGGAAUGAGCUCGCUCACCUCAGGCUCUGUCGGAAGGAAGAUUCCUGCCGGCGGAAAAACUCUUAAUAUCCAUAGUCACGGCUCCAUCAGUUCAAGCGGCCGUGACAAACCUAUCAAGAGCGGCUCCGCCGCCAAGGGUAAAAAGGUCAUCCGACCUCGCCAUCCAGGCAAAAAGGUUGCUCAACCUCGCAAGCCCUCCCGAAAGGCCUCCAAGGCCACCGAAGAUGGAGUGGAGGAGAAGCAUUUUGAGAAAGACUCGAUGGGAUACGCGGAUCCCAUCGAGGUCCUUGAGCACCUCAAGAGGGCUCAAAAGCUUUUCAAGACGUCGGCAUUCAAGGUCGUUUUCCCCGUCGACCAAGGAUUCACGGUUGACGAAAAGGGGAAGCGCCGGUGCGGAAUCCGGGGUGCAAUUGCAGCCUCGGGCCUCGCGAUGGGUCGCACCGACUGCGAACCAUGCGGAAUCGAGGUCGCAACAGGAGAGUCGUACCGGCGCCACGUGCUUGAGGCGCACUUUGGGAUCCCACGGGGCAGAAGAAAAGAGGACCAACAGGAACGACUCAAAAAGCGAAUAGGGGAGCAUUACGACGCGGAGAGCAGGGGGAGGAAACGAAAGGCGGAAGACGACAACGAUGAGUACGAAGAUGGCGAGCGACGACAAAGAAAAAGGGUCAAGAAGCAAGCCUCUAGCUUGGAAUGA
Molecule: messenger RNA, 1131 nt
Organism: Serendipita indica DSM 11827
Lineage: Eukaryota; Fungi; Basidiomycota; Agaricomycetes; Sebacinales; Serendipitaceae
Source: the annotation of a GenBank genome assembly